AAGACUCGAUCUUCGCUAUCCGUUCAUUUUCCUUUUUAGUGUACUGCAACCAUUUUCAUAUUAAGAAUUCCACAAGUAUUCCAGUCAGUAGUCGGCAUUCGUUGGAACUGUAUCUUGACGAAACCUUUUACAUUGUUGCCUUUAAAAAAUGGGCGUUAGAGUAAAAUCUGGUAUGAAAAAGGUCGCUUUUUACUUCACCGCCCUCAUCGUAUUCUACUGGCUGUUCAUACGACAGCGGAGAAUUACAGAAAAGUAUGAAAUCGUAAUACCGGAUGUAGUGCCAAAAUCUAUCUGGGAAUAUUGGGCAGAUUUCUCAAACUAUAAAAGGAUAAACCCUACAGUGCUUGAUUUUGAAAUCGACUAUGAACGAGGCACCUACGACAAUUGGGAGUACGGCGUAACUUACACGGAACGCUUGACCAAGCUUCCAUUCACGGUGACAAUUAAGGGAAAAUUCAUAGUCACUCCAGAGCAAAAACAUGGACAUUUCGCAGAACCAUUUAGAAUUAUUUCAGAGCACGAUUCAUGCCUCUGGAUAUUUUGCUCACACUCCGAUGCGGACAUGACUUUUGUUGCGACUCAUGACGGCAAAAGUACUCGAAUAACGGAGACAGUCACGUUCGAAACGCCAGUAAUGAUGACGUGGUAUUACAUCAGCGAGUUCAAAAUGCAGCGACAAUAUAUUACGGAACAGUUACGGACAAUAGAUUUCAGCACGGUGUAAAAAAAAUCUUAGAAGAUUAAGUAAUUUUCCAAUUUUUAAUUUUAUUCAUGUCUGUAAUGAAAUAUUUGAAUAAUACAAUAUCCGAGUUGUUAUAAUUAAAUUUGGACAUUAUUGUACAGAACAAACUGAAACUACUACUUAUAGAAAAGUAUUUUUAAUUUAAAAUAAAAUUAGAAACCCUAUAAUAA
Folsomia candida is the source of this 912-nucleotide messenger RNA. RefSeq lists its product as uncharacterized. The record is from RefSeq and is a predicted model, not a curated record. The coding region runs from base 149 to 724 and encodes 191 amino acids. Lineage: Eukaryota; Metazoa; Arthropoda; Collembola; Entomobryomorpha; Isotomidae. The transcript is spliced from 3 exons.